GAAACGCCACUCUCAAAAGAUUUUUUUAGAGGGCGCUGUACCGGCGGCAGAUCCGAGUAUCAAGAUGGCGUCCCUUGUCACCGAUGUUCUGCUCGCAAACACGGAUCUGUUGGAAAAGGAAGACCUGGGGACGCGCAUCGGCAAAUUAUCAACUCACAUUGAUGAGAUCAAGGGUGAAAUCUACCAUGCCGUACACGAGAAGUAUGCCAACUACAGACCCACCAGGGACUCCACCCAGGAGCUACACAACAAGGUGCAGACACUGUCCACUGAGAUGCAGACUCUCAGCAAUAAGAUCAAGGGAGACAUCAGUUCCCAGCUCAACAGCUCCACCAGUGAUCUUCAUGACCUCACCAGACAGUUGGAGAAGACUAACGCUAUCAUUGAUGUGCUACAGUCACUAUGCAAGGUUAACAGUUUACUGACAGACUUUCAAAGCUUCGUCCAGAACGGUGAGUUCCUGCAAGCAGCCGAUGCCGUCAAUGAAUUGAAAUCUGAUUUGGACGUUCUCAUUGAAGACGGAUACUGUGAGCUGAAAAUUGUCAAGGCUCUAAGGUCUGAGCUGCGCGUGAACCAAGAGACGCUGCUGCAUCAUCUAGGAGAGGCCUGGUCUGCCAUGACUGUCUGGACCAUACCCCAUGCCAAAGAACCUGUCACCCUGACCAACGUCAGCCAAGUCCAACUCAAAGUGGUUAACAUUGAAAAUGCUGCGGUGACUGUCAAUGCCAUGAAGCAGGUUGGAAUUCUGAAGAGCAAAAUGCAAGUUUUCGGAAAGAAACUGAUGGACUAUAUUCUGAAGCCAGUUGUGAUGUUGUCAAAUGUUGCGCCAUCAAUUAACGCAACUAAAAAGUCGCAGUCAACCACCGUUGGAUUCAAGGUGCUACCCAAGAGCUCUGAGGAGGCGUCUGAUCCCGUAGCUGUGUACAAGAGCACACUGGCAAUACUGAAAGCACUGAGUGGGCCGUUACUUAGCCUCAAGACAGAGGGUAAAAACGGAGAUGAGAACACAACGCUGAUGGCUAUGCUAGGAGAAUACGUCUGGCCAGAGCUGUCCAAGUGUAUCAUCACACAUUGUCUGGUGCACUCGAUACCCACAAGCAGCUCAAAGCUCAAUGAGUACAAAGCUGUCAUCACGGCUACCGAGGGAUUUGAAGCUUCUCUCCGGAAAACAGGGUUUAUUGCAGAAACUGCUUCUCCCCUGCUGACCUACGCCAGAGAUGUCAAUGUCCACUUUGCUAACAAAAAGUGUCAAGAGCUGAUAGUUGAAGCCCGCAAGCUGAUGAAGAGAGAGCUGCACAAUACAAAGAGAGUCGGUACAAUGAAGGUUGACAACAAGGACGUCAAAGAUCAAAAACAAGAUACCAAGGACAAGUGCCACGUGAGCGAGGGUAUCUUUGCACUGCCUGAGUGUGCAGUCAGUGAAAGCAUAGAGUGUCUUGUUAAUCUAGCCUACCAGACAUUACAAGAAGCUGCUAGUAAUACACCACAGUGUGCCAUCCAGCUGUUCUACACAGUGCGAAACAUGUUUGAGAUAUUUUGUGAUGUCGUACCCACAUACCACAGAGAUAGUCUGCAAAAGCUACCCCAGGUGUGCGCUCUUCACCACAACAACUGCAUGUACAUCGCCCAUCACCUGCUGACGCUAGGCCAUCAGUAUCGUCAAUCCUUACCCCCGCCCCUCUGUGACGGCACAUCCACAUUUGUCGACCUCAUCCCUGUCUUCAGGAAGCUGGCAUCCGAAUGUUUCUUGGCUCAAAUGAGAAUUCAGCGAGAUCAAUUAGUGGAGAGUCUGUCUGGUGCUGAGGGCUUUGACCAAGUAGCGACUGACGACAACUUCUUGGCGUGUGAGAGGGCCAUUAAACAAGUUGUCCAUCAGUUGGGUCACCUCCAGCGAGUCUGGACCGACAUCCUCCCCAGUAACAUCUACACCAAGGCCAUGUCUACACUCAUCAACACGGUACUCAUGCACAUCGUGGAGAAAGUCUCGUCACUAGAGGACAUCUCAGCUGAUGAUGCGCAGCAGUUACAUUCGUUACUGUCAGGACUGCAAGACAGAAUUCCACACUUGAUCAAACCGGGAGAAGUUGAGGAACCAGUUUUGGUGCAGAGUACCGUUGAUCAGUGGACGUCAUUCAGCGAGUUGCUGUUUAUGUUAGAUGCCAGCAUGCAAGAUAUUGUGGACAGGUGGGCGGAGGGCAAGGGACCACUCGCCAUGGUGUUCAGUGCCAGUGACGUGAAGAGCCUGAUACGGGCCAUCUUCCAGAACACCGACAGACGAGCCACAGCGCUCGCCAAAAUCAGAUAGGACCAGCCGGGAAAGCAUGCAGAGUUCAAGGCAUAUAGGAUCAUUUGCAUUUGCCAUCAUUUCAUGAAAUGGACCAAUUGAAGGGCUACUAAUUUAUAGCUGACAUCGUUCCUCCGAGCUGUUCAGUGUAUUGUGUCCAUUGGUGCUGAAAAACCACAAAAAACCUGUUCUUUUUCAACCCUCAAAGUGCAGUUUGUGGAAUCUGUUGUGCAUAGAACCCAUAGGUCACAGGGAGUGCCCGGGUGCCGGCUCUAGAUCUGUCGUGGGAAAGUAACACACACAAUACCUGGCACACCUGCACAAACGUCUGUUCACCGUCGAUCGUGGACGUCCUAUUGUCCCUCUUUUGUUUGUACUCUAACUUUUUAGGAAGACUCCCAUAGAUUUUGUACACGACCCCAAUCGCGGACGUAUCCUGGGAAGCGUGGAUGAUAUUGUUCUCUUUUGUUCUCUGGUAUUUUUCUUCCACGGUUCGAAAAAAUGAACACAUACGAGCAUAGGCAUGAAGUCCACAGCUGACUCGCGGCUGUUUAUUUCAGAGGUAGUAUUUUAGGUAACUGCGUGUUCUCAACGAUGGUUGGGUCCGUAUGACGGGCAGAGUGUGAUAUGGACCAUGGAAUAUGCGACACCACAUUGUUGCCACGGAUCGACCAAUCAGGAUCGAUGAUUCAAGUUUGAUUGAAGACAGAUAUUCAUAUCUGCAUGUCUACAUGCUUUGAUUUCGUACAACACAGCGGACGUUCGUCGCAGCCAAAUCAUCCCGUGUCAACUCACGUCCGUCCACAACCUACAGUUGUAUGUACAGCAUAUUAAAGGGACAUUACGGCCUGGAAAACGCCAAAUUGGGCUACAAAACAAUAUUACAUGGAAAGAGCAUUUAAAGUAGAUUAUAAACAUCCACACAAACAUCCUUUAAAAACUGUGCGUUUUUAGGGGGUCACAUUUUUGUCCCGAAAAAUGAAACUGUUCAUUGCUAGUUGUAAUUCCAGCCGCACAGUGUUCGCCUUCUGCAGACGUGUAAGAAACAACAUCUGUGCAUUGGUGCUGUGUGUGAUUUAUGUGACACACACAACAUGUAGCGUAUUUUUUUGUUUGUAUGAAUGCAUAGUUGGCACUCGGAUAAUUGAACACAGUGGACGAUGGUAGCAAAUUCUUGGAUGUUAUCGAGUUCAGAUUGCCAACUGCCCGAUUCCAACGUAACUAAAUCAUCUAUGAAUUAUAUUUCGAUGAACGAGUUUAACUCUGGAUACUAUAAUUUUGAUAGAAAUUAUCUGAAUUUGUAGGAUUUUGAGAGGCUGGGGGAAGUAGGGGAUGGGCCAGGUAAGCAGAUGGGUAGGAAGGAAAUCAUUGUAAAAUGGAAAAAUAUUGGGCAAGACAUUACUGAUGCAGAAAAUAAAAAGCUCGCAACAAAUUCACGCAGUGAUCUUUGUUUAUCAAUCCAUUGUAUUACUUUAUAUAUACAAAUCAUUAAGCAUCAUUUUCCGUCUUUUAAGAGCACAACGUACAUUUUGUAUAAAUUUUAUAAUCCAACACACAUUUCACAGAUAUCACAGUCGGCUACAUUUGUGUAACAUACUAAUCUAUAUACUUGGGCAUUUCAUGCAAAUGUUAUCUUAUGAAAUAGUUUACACAUGAUUAAAGUCUUCCCAGAUGCGAUAGUACUUGCUAUGGCAGUAUAUUAAACAUAUUAUACAUUUACCAUUAAA
Messenger RNA from Patiria miniata (bat star), 4011 nucleotides. Its product is annotated as centromere/kinetochore protein zw10 homolog. The transcript is spliced from 21 exons. Bases 65 to 2305 code for a protein of 746 amino acids. Gene Ontology annotation, biological process: mitotic spindle assembly checkpoint signaling; mitotic cell cycle; endoplasmic reticulum to Golgi vesicle-mediated transport. NCBI's taxonomy places the organism in Eukaryota, Metazoa, Echinodermata, Asteroidea, Valvatida, Asterinidae. Gene Ontology annotation, cellular component: chromosome, centromeric region; nucleus; RZZ complex. The record is from RefSeq and is a predicted model, not a curated record.